Colletotrichum tamarilloi is the source of this 2277-nucleotide messenger RNA. RefSeq names its product transient receptor potential ion channel. NCBI's taxonomy places the organism in Eukaryota, Fungi, Ascomycota, Sordariomycetes, Glomerellales, Glomerellaceae. Bases 1 to 2277 code for a protein of 758 amino acids. Gene Ontology annotation, biological process: transmembrane transport; fungal-type cell wall biogenesis. The record is from RefSeq and is a predicted model, not a curated record. Gene Ontology annotation, cellular component: membrane. The transcript has a single exon.
AUGAGGUUGUCACUCGCUAAGCCGUUGCUUCUGCUCGGCACCCUGGCCACCUACCUCACUACGCCAGUCCUUGCUGCUGAGCAGUUGCUCCAGUCAAACUCUCUCAACACCUGCCAGGAUGAUUCCAGCUUCACAGCCAGUCUGUUCAACGUUGUCUUCACCCCCGGCAAUGGAAGUGCCGCAAUCAACAUUGUCGCCGUCUCCUCUGUUCAGGGCAGCAUUGUCUUUGAUGUGUCUAUUUCGGCUUACGGUUACGAGUUCCUGAGGCGCACUGUUGACCCCUGCAGCAUCAACCUCGCUGGUCUGUGCCCCAUGACUGCCGGAAAGAUCACCAUGAACUUCAACUUGCCUGUUGGUGAGGAUGCCGUCGGCCAGAUUCCGGGCAUUGCCUACAACAUUCCCGAUCUCGACGCUACUGUCCGUGUCUUCGUCAACUUGACCGACACCUCCACUAGUGUGGCUUGCGUUGAGGCUGAUAUUUCCAACGGAAAGACUGUUGACUUGAUUGGUGUCAAGUGGGCUACCGCCAUCAUCGCCGGCUUGGGACUGAUCUCUUCCGCCGUUAUAUCUGGUCUCGGUCACACCAACACCGCUGCCCACGUUGCCGCCAACACGCUAUCGCUUUUCGGCUACUUCCAGUCUCAGGCUAUUGUUGGUCUCACCGGUGUUCACCUGCCGCCUAUUGUCCAGUCAUGGACUCAGGACUUCGUUUGGUCUAUGGGUAUCAUCCGCGUCCAGUUCAUGCAGGAUAUAUUCACAUGGUACCAGCGGGCAACUGGUGGAACUCCUUCCACUCUCCUCAACUCCUUGACGACCACUUCUGUCCAGGUUGAGAAGCGUUCCAUGGAUUGGGCCCUUUCUGCCGCCAGAAUGGCCAAGCGUGGCAUUUCUUCCGUUCCCUCCAUCAUCGCCAAGAGAGCCAACAUUCAGCUUUCCUCCGGCAGCUACAUCGUGUUCGGUAUCCAGAGAGUUGCCUUCCGCGCCAAGAUCGAAUCGACUAAUCUCUUCAUGACUGGCUUGUCCUUCUUCUGCGUUUUCGUCAUCUUCACCGUUCUUGGCGUCGCCGCCUUCAAGGGAUUCUGCGAGUUGGCUGUCCGACAGAAGUGGAUGAAGAGUGAGAAGUUCCUCGAGUUCCGCAACGGCUGGUUCACUGUCCUGAAGGGAAUCCUCUUCCGUAUGACGUUGAUUGGUUUCCCCCAAAUGACGAUUCUCUGCCUCUGGGAGUUCACCCAGGCUGACUCCGCGGCUGAGGUUGUUCUCGCUGUCUUCUUCCUCUUCGGUAUGGCUCUCACCCUCGGAUGGGCUUCCUUCAAGGUUAUCAGAAUCGCGCGUCGCUCCGUGGCCAUGCAUCGCAACCCGGCCUACAUCCUCUUCUCGGACCCGCAGGCCCUUAACAAGUGGGGUUUCCUCUACGUUCAGUUCCGCGCUUCGGCAUACUACUUCAUCGUCCCUACGCUUGGCUACACUGUUGUCAAGGGAAUGUUCGUCGCCUUUGCCCAGCGCAACGGAACCAUUCAGGCCAUUGCCUUCGUCAUCAUUGAGGCUGCUGCGCUCAUCGCUGCCAGUGUUUUGCGCCCUUGGAUGGAUAAGAGCACCAACUCGUUCAACAUUGCCAUCUGCGUCAUGAACUUCCUCAACGCCGUUUUCCUGCUCAUCUUCUCCGACGUUUUCGGUGCCCCGGCUCUGGUAAACGGUAUCGUCGGUGUGGUUCUUUUCAUCGCCAACGCGGCUUUCGCUCUGAUCCUUCUGCUGCUUGUUAUUGUCAGCAGCACAUUGAUCUACUUCCGCAAGAACCCUGAUGCUCGCUACCAGUUCAUGGCCGAUGACCGAGCCUCCUUCAUGAAGUCCCAGACCCAGCUCAACACCACUACUGAGUUGGACGCUUUGGCUGCGACUGCCCGAGGUGACAAGGCCCACUACAACAAGGGACUCGACCUCGAUGACGACAAUGACUCCAUCUCUUCUGAGUCCAUGCGUCGCCGAGCGGACCCCUCUGGUGUUGCUUUGCCGCCAUCGACUGCCCAGUCAGCUGCGCCCUCUCAGCACUCUCAGCGUCCCGGAGGUCAACAGCACGGCCAGGCGCCGCACUCACCAGUGGACCCUUCGAUGCCUCUCUUCCCGGCAGACAACCGCAACCCCUAUGGACAAGGGCCUACUCGCACCCCAAGCCCGUACAACGGCUCUGCAUCAACGCUUGGUGCCAACAAUCACAACCAGUACCGCAACCAGAACAAUGCCAGCCCUGCGCAGUACCGUUCCCAAAACAACGCCAGGUAA